Messenger RNA from Gymnodraco acuticeps, 1445 nucleotides. Its product is annotated as ankyrin repeat domain-containing protein 66. NCBI's taxonomy places the organism in Eukaryota, Metazoa, Chordata, Actinopteri, Perciformes, Bathydraconidae. The transcript is spliced from 4 exons. The record is from RefSeq and is a predicted model, not a curated record. Gene Ontology annotation, molecular function: protein binding. The coding region runs from base 506 to 922 and encodes 138 amino acids.
UUAUUUUUUAUCGUUAUUUGAGAGAAAACUCAGAACUCUAGUAUUUGUUUUACUUUUACUUAUAAACAUGUUCUCAUAUGGCCCUCAUCUUCUUCAGCGUAAUGCAGUUUUCUCAGAGUGUCAUCAUGUGUUUAUUUUAAAUUAGUAAAUGAACAUGUUAGAAACAAAACAAGAAGCAAACUAAAAACAAAACACGUUCAAGGUAUAAAGAUUCAAGGCUUUUAUCGUCAUUUGUACAUAGCAGUGUAGAUAAAUCAAUGAGUAAAUACAAUACAAUUGAAUAUAGUCAAAUACAUUUGACCCCUUACCCAUCACAGCCCCCCUGCUUCCAUUCGUACUGCUAUCUAUUUAAUUGUUUUAAUUUAUUAUGUGCCUCUUUGUUUGUUUGUUCCCCAUGUAAAGCGGCCUUGGGCCCCUUGAAUAAAAUAUUAUUAUUAUUACAUGCACCUGUGUUCACGCCCAGCAGGUGGCAGCACUGAGCCUUAGCAACACUAGCAGAGGCACCAUGUUUGUUUGUCUCUGUUUCCAGGUAACCACUGAGGUGGAGAUGACGGAGCUGCACGAGGCUGCAGCUGCAGGAGAUCUGCUCCAAGUCCACGAGAUUCUGAGGCUCAACGGAUGUGAUCCGAACCAGAAGGACGAGGAGUGGAGCUGCAAAACCCCCCUGCACUGGGCAGCUGCUGGAGGUCACGUGGAGGUUGUGAGGCUCCUGAUUGGUCACGGGGCGUGUCCCUCUCUGAUGACAGAGCACGGAUGGACGGCCGCCCACAGCGCCGCGGAGGCCGGACGCCUCCCUGUCCUGAAGCUGCUGCAGAGCCUGAACGCACCGCUGGACCUGGAGGACUUAUGCGGAGAGACGCCUGAACGCAUCGCGCAGAUCUACGGACACCACGACUGUGUCAGAUUCCUCAAGAAAGGUUGAGGCUCAGAAAGGAAUCUCAUUGGACGACACUAACGAGGUGCGGAGCAAACGGGAGAACGAGGAGAAGAGGAGCAAGAAACUGACCUUCGUGGUGCUGCUGGAGGUCGGGGCUGCAGCCUGGAGAGACGGAGGAUGCGAGAGAUUCAAAUCAUUUAUAAUCGUUUUUUCAUUAAUAAUCCUGUUUGUAGAACACUUACAUUUUUCUUCAGACGUUUCCCAAGUGCUUCUCGGGUCUGUGGAAAUGAGAUUAAAACUGUUAUGCUACAAUAUCCUGUUUGUGGUUUUAUAUAUUUUAUUACACAUUUAACUUGUUAGUAGAAAGUAAACCACCGACUGACGUCUCGAUCAUUUAGACGUUCUGUAUCGCUUCGCCACCAACGCCCCCUACAGGACACUCCACUGUGACCUGUACUCUCUGGCUAACUGGCCCUCUCUUGAGACCAGAGGCCUGUACUACGAAGCCGGAUGUUCUCUUAGCGGCUAACUUCAGGGUAACUCUGGGUUUCCGGUCCUACGAAGCUGG